Molecule: messenger RNA, 3003 nt
Organism: Perognathus longimembris pacificus (Pacific pocket mouse)
Lineage: Eukaryota; Metazoa; Chordata; Mammalia; Rodentia; Heteromyidae
Gene: Mafk
Product: MAF bZIP transcription factor K
Exons: 3
Coding region: 229-699 (156 amino acids)
Biological process (GO): regulation of transcription by RNA polymerase II
Cellular component (GO): nucleus
Molecular function (GO): RNA polymerase II cis-regulatory region sequence-specific DNA binding; DNA-binding transcription factor activity, RNA polymerase II-specific
Source: RefSeq, a predicted model, not a curated record
GUCAGUGUUGAGGAGCCGGCGGCAGGCGGGCGGCGGGCGGCGGGGACUUGUUGUUCUUGGUGAAGUCGAACCGGAGCUCGAGGCGGAGGCGGCGGCCGAGGGGAAGCACCCGAGGAGGAGCGCGCGAGGAAAGCGGGAGCCCGCGAGGAGCCGUCGCGCCCCGGCCCCGCGCGACGCCCGCCAGCUGCCAUUUCCAAGUGCUUCUGUCCUGGUGACUGUGCCCGGGUUAUGACGACUAAUCCCAAGCCAAACAAGGCAUUGAAGGUCAAGAAGGAGGCGGGUGAGAAUGCCCCAGUGCUCAGUGACGAUGAGCUGGUGUCCAUGUCGGUGCGGGAGCUGAACCAGCACCUGCGGGGACUCACCAAGGAGGAGGUGACGCGCCUGAAGCAGCGGCGCCGCACCCUGAAGAACCGAGGCUACGCUGCCAGCUGCCGCAUCAAGCGGGUGACACAGAAGGAGGAGCUGGAGCGCCAGCGGGUGGAGCUGCAGCAAGAGGUGGAGAAGCUGGCCCGAGAGAACAGCAGCAUGCGCCUGGAGCUGGACGCCCUGCGCUCCAAGUACGAGGCCCUGCAGACCUUCGCGCGCACCGUGGCCCGAGGGCCUGUCACGCCCACCAAGGUGGCCACCACCAGCGUCAUUACCAUCGUCAAGUCGGCCGAGAUCUCCUCCGCCUCUGUGCCCUUCUCGGCCGCGUCCUAGUGCCUGCUGGGGGGCCGGGUGGGGGCAGCGGCAUGGCUCUCCUGCCUGCCCUAAUGUCCCUGGCACAGACUCUGACCUUCCAGCCAUGGCACACCCUGCGGGGGCCCAGGACAGGGACAGCAGACGCAGGAUGAAAAGUAGGCUCUUGUGAGCUGGGUGCCACAUGCUGCCCCCCCCCCACGCACGCAUACACACACGUGCACACACUCUCACACCCGUACUUUCCCCCCUAAAUGUGUGUUUCCAGGAAGUGUGGUCACCCCGGUGGGUUCUGCCUUUCCCCAUGGGGUCUUCCAGGAAGAGCAGCCCUAGUGCUAGGCCCCUGUGGCCUUGAGCGGGGACUCAGCCUUCCAGUCCUUCCACAAGCAGCAGCCAUCAGCCCUGUUCCGCUGUGCCCGGCAGGGGGCGGGGGAUGGGGUCAGCGGGGUUGGCUGGGGUGCAUGCACCUCACCACACACCUCUGCCUGGGGACAGGACAGGGGGCCUGUGGGCAGCUCUGGUCUUCCAGCUUUCCCUGUCAAUGUUGCUAUGGCCUGCUUUAGCCCCUUGCACCCGGCCUGUGCCUCCAGAGGGGGUGAGGGGAAGGUGGGCCUGGGGUGCCUCCCUGUGUCAGUGCACGCCUGCAGUCACAGCCCUUCUGCAUCAGCACCGGGGUGCCGGAGGACCAGCCUGCCUGCCGCUGGGGGGUGGGGGUGGGGGAGGCAUCCAGUAUGUGUGCAGAGAGUUUCGUGGAUGUUGUGAAUUCUCGCAGUGUUCUGUGACCCAGCGAGGCCUCUGGUGGGGUGCAGGAGCCGGCCAGCCCUCCUGCAUCUCAGCAGGGACAGCUGUGGAGUGGGCAGCUGCUCGCCCUGCUCUGAGGGAGGAGAAGGUGAGCAGCCGCAGGAGGCCGGGGAAUCGUGCUAGAGGUGGACGUGCGAGUUCAGGACUUUGGUUCCUGCAGCUGGGGGAGAUGGGCAAGGAGGAGGGCAGGCAGGUGGGGUCCAGGGCCCCGGGCUGUGGAGGAGGCCAGAGGGGUACAUUGGGGAGGGUCAGGGGGCACAGGCAGGAGAGCCUCAAGGACUUGCCUCCUGGGAUGCAGUCACCCAGGUCCUUUGUUCUGAUUGUCAGCUGGUGUUUGCAUCUGCGCUGUCCUGGGACAUAGAGGGGUGGUGGCAGCCCACGGAGCCUCCCUCAUGCUGCCAACCAGAAAGCAUGUGUGGCAGGCAGAGGCCAGUCCCCUUAGGCCUGUCCCCUCACACCAGCAGUAUGAGUCCCCCCCCCCCACACACAGAUUGCUAAACUGCUGGGCAGGGACUGGCCACAUCAGGAUGAGGGCAUGGGACCCACACCCCCAGGGGCGGCCAUGUGCUCUUGUGUCCGAGAUGACGCUGGAGUCCUCUGUGGCACAGCCCUGUGUGGCUCAUCACCUCCUAGGCCCUGGGGAUUGCAGGAGGCCAGGCCAAGCCGCAGCCCAGCCCCUUGCAGGGGCCUACGGGCGCUUAGGAAAUGCCAUCGUGCCAUAGCCAUGGUAGGUAAUCCAUAUUGGAUAUCAAUAGGACCGUGGGAAGUAUUUAGAAAGAGAGAAUCUAUCUAAUUAUAUACACAUUUUAUCAUAUAGAUUUUUCAGAACAGUUUUCCAGUUUGAUACUGUAGUUCUCUACUAGCAUGGAGUUGGCCAGACGGUGGGUGGGGUAGGGCACAGGACCCCUUCCCCCCGACUUCCACAGACUGGCCGCUCUUUGUGGACCCUGCUCCGCGGGUGGGCCUGCUGGGGUGGAAGAUCUCUCCAGUCUUGGGGUCUUAGCACCCCACCUCACGGGACUGCGGCAGGCAGGUGACUGCUCUCAGCCUCUGGUGCUUUGCUAAAGAUGGGGUUCCUUACCCUCUGCCUCUGGGGCGACCCGCCCAGCCCCUCCCAGGCCACCCAACAGGUGCCCUCUGCUUUAACUUCAGAUCACUGACAUUUUGUUGUCACGAUUUAAUAUAUGGAUUUAUUUUUUAAUUUAAGAAAACAAAACAAAAAACAAAACAAGAACCUCUCUGUGGCAUGGGUUUCUUUUCUGUCUGGUGCCUCCACUCCCCAAAGAAGUCAAGCUUUGCUUCUGAGGUGUCGGAGGCCGGUCCGUGAUGGCCCUGGCUUCCCUGGCUUCUGCCUUGGUAGUUUCAUUUCAAUAUUUAUUAUUUUUUUGUGCUGCUUUUUCCCACGAUAUAAAUUAUUGAGAUCAUAUGCUGUGCUUCCCCCCCACCCCCCCACCUAAUUUAUUGCUGUACAUGUUGCGCUGUGACUACUUUUUAUACCCUUGCAAUAAAGAGUUUCCUGUUUCA